This is a messenger RNA of Rotaria sp. Silwood1, 357 nucleotides long. NCBI's taxonomy places the organism in Eukaryota, Metazoa, Rotifera, Eurotatoria, Philodinida, Philodinidae. The record is from the annotation of a GenBank genome assembly.
AUGUUUAUUGACAAGUCAAUUACUGUUAAUGAAUGGGCAACGGAAUUAGAUCCAAUGUACUCAACCUUAUCAACAUCAAAAAGAAAUAAAAUGAUACAUUACGCAAUAUAUGAUUGUUUUCCAGCAACAUGUUUAAUUCGACUUGUUACAUUAUAUUGGACAUUUCAACAUGUAACAAAAAUUAAUAUUCUUGAUUCAUUUCAGGCAUUACCACCAUCAUCACGAGCUAAUAACAACUCAGCAAAUACAAAUAUUAAUCAACGAAUAAUUGAGAAUAUUAAUGAUGAUAUUGAAUUAAUCUCCGAUGAUGAUGAUGAUGAUGAUGAUGAUGAUGAUGAUGAAAUAACAGUUAAUUAA